GAUCUCACCACUAGCUAUAUCUUCGAUUUCAUUAAAUGUUUAAAGAUUUUCCGUUUUGGAUCCAUGUUUUGCCCAUCUUGCUUUGCUUAUGCCGAGUUCAAUUUGUGUGAUUCUUUCAAAUCUUAUAACUGUGUUAUAUUUGACUGAUCUGCUGAACUGAAAGAUGGGUAAAAUGGAUGGAAAGUGAAGGUGCUGAGUUGUUGAAUUCACUAGUUAGUGAGAUCAGCAAAGGGAUGGAGCAAGUGAAACAGCUUAAAGAGUCUUCUAAUUCUAAUAACAAUGGAGUUUUGGACAAAAUGUUGUCUUCUCAUGAAGAGGCUCUAUUCAUUCUGACUGGCCGUGCUCCACAGCAACAAUGUCACUCAGGGAUAUCAUCGUUACCAGAUCCUCCUGCUCCUGCAACUGCAAGUCUCAAAAGGAAAACUAGCAUGGUUCCGGUAUCUGGAGACUCAUCACUACUACCCGACGAUGGAUAUAGUUGGAGGAAGUACGGCCAAAAACAUAUCCUUGGUGCCAAAUAUCCAAGAGAGUAUUACAGAUGCAGUUUAAAAAGUAGUGCCUCCUGUCCGGCUAGAAAGCAGAUACAAAGGUUGGAUGAUGCGACUAUGUUUAAGGUCACAUACAGGGGACGACAUGUAUGCCAACAAUCCCCCAAAUCAUAAUCUUAGGACUCACAGAAUCAACAACAAUUUCUUCCUGCUAUCCAAUUGUAAAACCAUUUUGAAGUCCAUAUGGGAAUUCUACAUCGUUUCGUGAGGGAAAUUACAUCAUAUUCUUAUUCAUAAAACAACAUCGCUUUACUUAAAUUAUCAAUUUUUCUA
Molecule: messenger RNA, 821 nt
Organism: Salvia hispanica
Lineage: Eukaryota; Viridiplantae; Streptophyta; Magnoliopsida; Lamiales; Lamiaceae
Product: putative WRKY transcription factor 41
Biological process (GO): regulation of DNA-templated transcription
Cellular component (GO): nucleus
Molecular function (GO): DNA-binding transcription factor activity; transcription cis-regulatory region binding
Source: RefSeq, a predicted model, not a curated record